This is a messenger RNA of Penicillium subrubescens, 552 nucleotides long. RefSeq lists its product as uncharacterized. The transcript has a single exon. The record is from RefSeq and is a predicted model, not a curated record. Gene Ontology annotation, molecular function: protein binding. NCBI's taxonomy places the organism in Eukaryota, Fungi, Ascomycota, Eurotiomycetes, Eurotiales, Aspergillaceae. Bases 1 to 552 code for a protein of 183 amino acids.
AUGGGGGAGGCUCUCUACGAGCUACAAAAACUCGUCAAAGCAAAUAAACCAUCUGUAAAGCUUCAUCCCAAAGAAUAUCAACAGCUCUACGGAACAGAUAACUUGGACGUGGCGUGGUCUUUCUUUGCCUGGGGGGAAACUCUUUCGAAGCAGGGAGACUUUGCAGAAGCGGUGGACAGGUUCCAAUACGCCUACGAGAGAUAUAAAAAGAUCAAUGGGGCUACAAGUGAAGACGAACUAAAGAUUCUCUACUCAUUAGGUGAGGCCCUAUAUCAGCAAGGGGAAUUCGCAAAAGCCAGCCCAAUUCUCCAAAAGGCGUAUAUUGGGUAUAAGAAUGUCCGCGGAGCAAACGAUCCCAUCACUCUACGAUGUCUUUCUUGGCUGGGAAACUCUCAUCUUGAGAAGGGAGAGUACGCAAUAGCUGCACAAACAUUCGAGCAGCUCUAUCAAGCUUGCAAGCAAACCUUCGGUCCCAAACACGCGGAAACCCUCCGGCCUAUCUUUUCCAGGGCAAAGUUCUUCUACACCAGGGGGAAUUCACGAAGGCAAUAG